GAUACGCAUGAAAUCCGCAUCAACUACGCAUACUUACGCAUUAAACAACUGUAUGUCAGAUAGAAAAUCGAUUGAACGGAUGGACCACUCCGCAUGCAUUAAAUAACAACUUGUUUGCACCAGAACUGAUAGGUCCCCAUCGUUAUAUUGAGGCUGUCCGUCCGUUUUCUCAACAUCUUCCAACAUAAGUUCACAGCAUCGUUCAUUCUCGUGGCUUCCUCCACCCUUUAUAAAGAUUUGACCUGGACCCAGUUGCACACAAACCCCAUCGCUGUCAGCAUAUCAUUGACGUGUUUGAACUAAACUCAUCAAACUUUCUUGUGCUCAAUCUAUUCGGGCUCAUCGGGGACCUCGCUAGGUACCACAAUUACUACGGUAGUCAGCAUCUCCUAUCAAAUAUCGUGGUACAAGGAUAGAAUACCCAUCAAUCAUUCGACGUUUCGUACCAGGGUUGCAGUGUUGACUUUCGCAAUGCAGCAGACCUCUACUCCUGUGCCUCAUAUGUUUUGGUCGGCGAGCAAUUCAUCCACAUCCACAUCAAAUCUGACCACUAGAGCUAUGGAUUCCAUUUCUCCCAUAAAAACGCCUUCGACGAGUAAUGCUUCAUCACUCUCGCCAACUUCCGAUCAUGCGCCUGAGAAACAAGGCGAAAGACAGCUAGCAGUCGUUCCGGACCAUCAAAAGGACCGGAUUACAGUCCCGUCAGCAUGCGUCGCUUGUCGCUCCAAGCACCUCAAAUGCGAUGGCUUUAGUCCAUGUUCUAGAUGCUCUUCUAAUGAAUAUGAAUGUAUCUACGUGAGAAGUCGUCGAGGCUUUAAGGGUCCAAGACGUAAUGGGGCUCAGAAUAAGACGGCGGCGUCGACGUCAACUCAAUCAAACAAUUCCAGAGCUUGUCCAUUAGUUCGACCAGGGACAUCUACAACCAUCAAUACCACCGGUAAUUCGGUCAACAUUCCCAGUGGACUAGCUACACCUCCCGACAAUAGACUACAGACACUACCGUUCGGUCCGGCAAAUCCUCCAUCUUAUGGUGUUAAUAGAGAUCAAACGGUUUUAGACGUCAAUAAACCUCAAUACAACGGAUUAGAUCUUCGACAAAAAUGCAUCGAAGCAUUCUAUUAUCAUUUUUGGCCCGCACAUCCAUUUCUUCUCCCUAGAGAUAAUCUGCUCAGAUUGCUCAAGGAGAAAAAACAACUGGGGCAUUUAGAAGCUGCUAUAAGAUAUGUGGGUUCAUUCUUCAUAGAUCAAGCACCUACUACGGCACUAUGUCUAGAAGCCGAACGAGCAAUCUAUCAUCCAGAUUGUCCCAAAGAUGCAUUCAAAGUUCAAGCAAUGCUUAUUCUUUGCCUUGGACUUGAUGGUUACACCUUUCAAGAGAAGGCCUUGGGAGUUCUUACUGAUGCUCAAGAGUUAGCAUUACAAUUGGGAAUGAACAAGAGAGAUUUUGCUUCUAUGCAUGGAAAUGGCUGGUCUAGCUUGGAAGAGAGUUGGCGUCGUACUUGGUGGGAAAUGUUUGUGGUUGAUGGGAUGAUUGCUGGCGUUCAUCAAAAGAGUUUCUUUCCUAUGAAGGACAUACCCGCGGAAGUUGGACUUCCAUGUGAAGAGAGCGAAUACAUUAAUGGAAAUAUUCCCCCCCCUCAUUCCCUCACAGACUUUGACGAUGAGGAUUUUGAACAUCGUGAUUACAGCUACUCCUCUUUCACUUAUCGUAUCUCUGCGAUUCGAAACUUAGGUCGACUAUUGACGGGAAAGAUGAUCAAUCCACAUCCUGACAGUCCCGCCGUCGAUCGUCUUGAUGCAUAUCUUGUAAACUUUCGUUUACAUCUACCAGAUAACAAGAGACAACUCGUCAGUGGUGAUGGCAAGCUUGAUGAGAUGCUGUUCCAAGCAAAUAUGAUUACAGAAGCCGCGACUAUUGUCCUCCACCGUGAGCUCUCGGAAUUAGAUAGUAGCAUCACUACUCCCAUAACCUCCUGUGCCCCUCACCAUCCUAUCAUGCCCGGUUCAAACUACAACAUCCAUGCGUCCAAAACCAUCACCGCCGCCCAAUCAAUCUCCAAACUCAUUACUCUCCCCGUCCCCUUGAUCCGCCACACACAUUUCUUUACCUGCGUCGUAACUCUUGCCUCAGUAGUCCAUCUUUCUUGUUGGUCUGUUCUCUACCCUACCCUCAAUGAUGACGAUUUGAAACAACAAUUGAAAUUAAAUACUGGGGCUCUGAAAACUUUAUGGCAAGUGUGGCCUAGUGCUGGAAGAGCAUUUGGACAGGUUAAAGGAGUAGCAAGUGAGAUUUGGCAGAGGAAAAAGGAGGUUGUGGAGAGAGGAUGGUGGGGUGAGGCUGGUGAGGAGGGGUUUAUCAGGAAUAUGCAAGAAGAGCAGGGUUACUUGGAGGAAUUACAAUUACUUGAUGCUCCUGUACAUCCGGGAUUUUAGAUGUUGUCCGUGGGGGUUUUUUGCUUCCUUGCAUUUUGCUCGGUCCCCCCUUUUUCGGUUUCUGAGGCUUUUCUUCGGAGUGUUUGUUUGGCGAAUUUCAUUUUAUGGAUGCAUCUUCCCAUUACUCCAAUUCUUACUCUGUUUGGGGUUGGUUGACUGUCAGUUCCUACUACUAUGCAGUGGGACUUAACUAGAUACCUAUUUUCCUUUUACUUUGCAUUUGGUGUUUCGUCGUAUGGACAUAAGGAAAGAAAAACUCAACACAAUGGAUGGUAAAGGGCGAGAUAAGACGAGAAGAUUGAGAAGAGAUGAAAAUAACGGCCUAUAUAUUUGGAUUUGAGUUUUGAUAUUCUUAAAUGCGGGAGGGAGGAAAGUUGGAGUUAUAUGUUUUUUUUUUCUCGUUCUUUUUUUUGGCUUGGAUAUGGAAUUGACAAUGGGAAUUGAAGAGAACGAUGAAUGGAUCGAAUUUGAUAAUGGGGUUGAUAUGAAAUGGAUACUGGAUACCAUGUUUACUUCUACCCUUGAUCUUCCUUCAAUCUUUGGAUGAAUUAUCGCUG
This is a messenger RNA of Botrytis cinerea B05.10, 2990 nucleotides long. RefSeq lists its product as hypothetical. Bases 472 to 2433 code for a protein of 653 amino acids. The transcript has 3 exons. Gene Ontology annotation, molecular function: DNA-binding transcription factor activity, RNA polymerase II-specific; zinc ion binding; DNA binding. NCBI's taxonomy places the organism in Eukaryota, Fungi, Ascomycota, Leotiomycetes, Helotiales, Sclerotiniaceae. Gene Ontology annotation, biological process: DNA-templated transcription; regulation of DNA-templated transcription. The record is from RefSeq and is a predicted model, not a curated record.